AUGGAGUUCGCCACGGGGGCGAUGAGCUCUCUCCUCCCCAAGCUGGGGGAGCUUCUCAAGGAGGAGUACAAGCUGAAGGAGAGUGUGAAGAAGGGGAUAGAAGAACUCGAGGCUGAGCUUGAGAGCAUGCAAGCAGCCCUUGUCAAGGUGUCCAGCGUGCCGCUGGAUCAACUCGACCGGCAGGUCAAAAUUUGGGCUAAUGAGGUCAGGGAGUUGUCCUACGCCAUCGAGGACAGCCUUGACUCCUUCGUGACGCGUGUUGAGGGUGUUGAGCCAACCAAGACCAAAAUCAAGCACUUAUUGAAGACGGCCCGCGGUGAGCUCACCAAGUUCAAGGCACGGCAUGAAAUGGCCAAUGACAUCAAAAAUAUCGAGAGCCAAGUUAGGAAGAUCAAGGAACGGCGCGACAAGUACAAGAUCGAUGAUGUUGUUGGUAAUCUUGCAACAACUACAGUUGAUCCUCGUCUCUCAUCUCUAUACAACAAGGUAUCUGACCUUGUUGGUAUUGAUAAGGCGAUUGAUGAGCUAGUGAAGGUCUUGUCCGAUGGGGUUGAGAUGUUUGAAAAUAAUCUCAAGAUAGUCUCCAUUGUUGGAUUUGGAGGAUUGGGAAAGACAACUCUUGCAAAAGCAUUGUAUGACAAGCUUAGCAAAACAUAUCAGUGUCAAGGUUUUGUUCCAGUGGGUCAGAAUCCAAACACGAAGAAAGUUCUCAGGGACAUCCUGCUUGAACUUAACACCGAGCUAUACAGAGACGCAGCCACAAUGGAUGAAAGGAAGUUGAUCAACCAGCUGCAAAAGGUCCUUGCAGGCAAAAGGUACUUUAUUGUUAUUGAUGACAUCUGGGAUACACAAACAUGGGAAACAAUUAAGUGUGCUUUCGUGGAUAGUCAUCCGAAAAGUAGAUUAAUCAUAACUACCCGUAUUGUUGAUGUUGCCACGAAAGCUGUGGUAUCUACCACAUGCAACCACUUUCUGAAGAUUACUCCAAAAUGUUAUUCUAUACAAGAACAUCUGGUAGUGAAGGACCUGCUGAAGUGA
Messenger RNA from Triticum turgidum subsp. durum (durum wheat), 1038 nucleotides. The record is from the annotation of a GenBank genome assembly. Lineage: Eukaryota; Viridiplantae; Streptophyta; Magnoliopsida; Poales; Poaceae.